Messenger RNA from Gambusia affinis (western mosquitofish), 705 nucleotides. Its product is annotated as C-type mannose receptor 2-like. The record is from RefSeq and is a predicted model, not a curated record. NCBI's taxonomy places the organism in Eukaryota, Metazoa, Chordata, Actinopteri, Cyprinodontiformes, Poeciliidae. The coding region runs from base 52 to 705 and encodes 217 amino acids. The transcript has 3 exons.
CUCUGCUAUGAUGAAACUAAUACAACCCAUAAAUAUCACCUGAUUAGAGAGAUGAAGACCUGGCAGGAAGCUCAGAGUUACUGCAGAGAGAAACACACAGACCUGAUCAGUGGAACGAAGCAACUAGAGGAUGAAGAAGUGGAGAAAUUGAUGAACUCUUCUGAUAAAAUAUACAUUGGUUUAUUCAGAGACAAUUGGAGGUGGUCAGAUGGAAGCAGUUUCUCUUUCAGACACUGGAAUAAUGAAUUAAACAAUCAGAAAACCAACAGUGGUCAAUGUGCCGCCACUAAGUUUGAUGAUGAAGGCAGAUGGACGAAUGUGGACUGUGAUAAUAAAAGACCCUUCAUCUGUUAUGAUGAUAAAGUGAUCCUGAUCAAAGAGAAUAAAACCUGGGAGGAAGCCUUGUACUACUGCAGAGAUCAUCACCAUGACCUGGUCACCAUCACCAACAUGGAGGAUCAGAGAUGGAUCCAGGAGAAAGUCAAGAACGCAUCGACUGGUUAUGUCUGGACGGGUCUGACCUACGCCUGCACUCUGGAUUUGUGGUUCUGGGUCAGUGAUGAGGUGGUCAGCUAUAAGAACUGGGCCGAAGGUGAACCGAUGGACGACUGUGACAUGUCUGGAGCCAUGGAGACGAGAGGAAAACAUCAGUGGAGGAAGAAAAAUGAUACAGAGACGUUUAAUUUCAUCUGUUCCCAGAAUUAA